This is a messenger RNA of Fimicolochytrium jonesii, 1023 nucleotides long. RefSeq lists its product as uncharacterized. NCBI's taxonomy places the organism in Eukaryota, Fungi, Chytridiomycota, Chytridiomycetes, Spizellomycetales, Powellomycetaceae. The record is from RefSeq and is a predicted model, not a curated record. The coding region runs from base 1 to 1023 and encodes 340 amino acids. The transcript has 3 exons.
AUGCGGGUGGGACUUACCUUUUGUCAUUCGGUUCGCGUGACAGAGAGGUUGCGCCGGUCUUUUUCAAACGUGAAGUGGAAGCACAUCUUUGAGUUAUAUGGAAUCAAACAUGUCGAGAAGAUCCCGGUGUUCCGGCCUUCUGUGCUCUAUAUCUCAAGGGAAACGUGCAAGGACAUAUUCCAGGGCAUUCAGGCCAACGAAAUGGCAACUUGCGCGCUAAGCCAGGCUACAAGUGAGACCAAAGUAGUGACCUGGAUGAAUUCUAUGCUGACCCCCAUUUUGCAAAUGUUCAACGGCGUCAUAAACAAUGACGCGGAGGGCAAAUUGGGUGAAAGUUCCUCGUCAACGGGUGGGUUCAUCGAAUUCAUAUACAUGGUGCUGGAGGCUUGCGUGGUGGUCGUCAUCGAGUGCAAAUAUAACACGUAUACUCAGGAUGACGUCGCUCAAAUGAUGGUGGAAUUGGAAGCCGCGUGGCACAAUAAUGUAAUGCAGCAACUGGGCACCCCAAUCCUCACUGGUGCCCUGUGCAGCAGAGACAUCUGGCAGUACUGGCGUUACGAUGGUACCAAUUUCCAACAAUCUACCAACUUCUUGAUACGACACCAUGAUCCGCUGGCGGACGCGAAAGAACUCGUGAAGAUGUUUGGCAUUUUUUACGAUAUGUUUUUCGACGGCUAUAUCCGGUCGCUGAAAGGUUUUAUAUCGAAAAGCGAGAAGGUAUGCGGUCGUUUACUUCACCCAUCUCGUCAUAAGCUUACUCAACACCCGGAAUGGCAUCCUUUCAGACAGGCGGACCCGGAGCCAGAAGGCCCAGUUACGAGAAAUGGAAAACGUCACUGUCGCUGGCGGAGCAGGCAUAUAAGGCAGCGCAGGAAGCCACUUCAUCUGCUGAGUUCGACAACGUCACGUCCAUCAUGCGAAGAAGGUCAGCGCGGUGUCCGACUUUUCUCUACUGAAUUGCGAUUAAAUUUUUCCAUUCAGUUUCAGGGAACUGCCGGAGGAGCACUCCAGGAAUCUGGUUGA